Molecule: messenger RNA, 6239 nt
Organism: Bradysia coprophila
Lineage: Eukaryota; Metazoa; Arthropoda; Insecta; Diptera; Sciaridae
Gene: kuz
Product: zinc-dependent metalloprotease kuz
Biological process (GO): membrane protein ectodomain proteolysis; Notch signaling pathway
Cellular component (GO): plasma membrane
Molecular function (GO): metalloendopeptidase activity
Source: RefSeq, a predicted model, not a curated record
CUAUGACACGUUAUAAUGUUUACCUGAAAAAUGAUUAAAUUGACGAUUGAAAUGCAAAUUUCUUCAAUAAUAUGUUAAUGUAGUGAAUCCGUGGAACAUUUUUCACGAUAAACCGGAACAAUAAUCGAAAAAAUUGGACAAUUACUGGGCUGUGCAUUUUUUCCCUAAUUGUGUAGAAAGAAUUGUCGUGCUCGUCGUUGACGAUGGUUGAACAAUAAAAUCGAAAAAUCCCAAUAAAAAGUGUGAAAAUAUGAACUAAAUCUGGAUAGUCAGUGUAAUUUUAUGACUAACAAUGUGCUUGUUUCGAUUUAAAUGAGGACCGUUCCGAUUAAGUGGUUCAUUAUGCAUUCGAAUUAUAAGGUGAAACAAAAUGCUGAAUAAAUUCUAAGCCAUGGAUAAAUGAGACAGAAUUUGUUUGAAGUGUCACAUGCUUUGUGGAAUCGGUUGUGUUAUUAUUUUACAGUUUCGUUUGUACUGUUUGCAGUGAAGUAGUUUUUCAUUAAUAGUCAUAUUUUUGUCGACUCAAUUUACGUCAAUGAAAAUGAUACCAUGUGGAUUAAUUCUGUUCGUCUUAUUGGCUUUACCAUACAUAGAAAGCGGAUACGUAAAAGAAUCUGGUGGUAAACGUUUGAAUGAGUACAUAUCACAUUACGAAACGCUAAGCUACGAUGAACGGCACAUUCACGCUAGUCAUAACAGGGCGAAACGAUCGGUCACCAAAGAUCCUCAUGUUUUUUUAAAAUUCAAAGCGCAUGGACGAAAUUUUCACAUUAGAUUAAAGAGAGACAUUAGCACGUUUAGUGAUAGUUUAGUUAUCGAUAGUCCCAAAGGUGUCAUUUCCGUUGACUCUUCGCAUAUAUACAGAGGCGAAGUGCUAGGCGAGCCAGAUAGUUUGGUUUUCGGUUCGAUUCACGAUGGUGUAUUUGAAGGGAAAAUAAUUACCGAUCGGGAUGCUUACUAUGUGGAAAAUGCGAAACAUUAUUUUCCGAACCGGACCCAUCUCGAUCACGGUUUUCAUUCCGUUAUUUACAAUGAAAAUCAUGUCGAAGAUGCGUAUGCACAUAAAAGAGAGGGACAUGUGGGUGGCUGUGGAAUAAAUGAAGAAGUAUCUCAAUGGAUGGACAACAUACAAAAUUCUGCCGUUGACGAACCUCCUCCAAAGCGACACAAUUCGUCUUCGCAUCAAACAAAGCCAGGAAAUGUGCACCACAACUCGUUAUUCAACCAAGAAUUUCGGUUGCCACACGAAAAAUACAGUCGUGAUGCGAACUGGCGGGACAGAUCGAAUGCAGGUAGCGAUGAUGAUUGGCAUGCACAAUCACAUGAACGGGUGAGACGGGCCACCCGACCCAAAGAAGAAAAUAAAAACACUUGCUCGUUGUACAUACAAACGGACCCAUUAAUAUGGAGACACAUUAGAGAGGGAAUAGCUGAUCACGAUCGCGGUAGAAAAUCUGAAAUAGACGAAAAGACUCGUGAAGAAAUUUUAUCUUUAAUUGCUCAUCACGUGACUGCUGUUAACUACAUUUAUAGAAAUACGAAAUUUGAUGGUAGAGUUGAACAUAGGAAUAUUAGAUUUGAGGUUCAAAGAAUUAAAAUCGAUGAUGAUUCAGCGUGUAGUGAAUCGUACAACGGCGACUUAAAUCCAUUCUGCAUGGAGAACAUCGACGUGUCCAAUUUCCUCAAUUUACACUCUCUCAGCAAUCAUGAGUUCUUCUGUUUAGCCUACGUAUUCACGUACAGGGAUUUCACUGGAGGAACCCUUGGCUUAGCUUGGGUAGCUUCAGCAUCUGGCGCUUCGGGAGGAAUAUGUGAAAAAUACAAAACGUACACGGAAACGGUUGGCGGUCUUUAUCAGAGCACCAAGCGUUCGUUGAAUACAGGAAUCAUUACGUUCGUUAACUACAAUAGUCGAGUACCGCCAAAAGUGUCUCAAUUAACACUAGCCCAUGAAAUUGGCCACAAUUUCGGAUCACCGCAUGACUAUCCUCAAGAAUGUCGACCGGGUGGACUCAGCGGAAAUUACAUAAUGUUUGCUAGCGCAACUAGUGGUGAUCGCCCGAACAAUAGUAAAUUUUCGACAUGUUCCAUACGGAAUAUAUCCAAUGUUCUAGAUGCUAUUGAAGACAGCAAGAAACGCAAUUGUUUCUUGAUGUCAGAGGGUGCCUUUUGUGGCAAUAAAAUUGUUGAAGUCGGCGAAGAAUGCGACUGUGGCUUUAACGACGAAGAGUGUCAAGAUAAAUGUUGUUAUCCGCGACAAAUCAAUGAAAAUGACAUUAGCGUCAACCUAACAGCUCGUGGUUGUACGCGACGAGCACGUACUCAGUGCAGUCCCAGUCAGGGACCGUGCUGUCUUAGUGAAACGUGUACGUUCGUACCGGCUGAAUUCCGAACGAAAUGCAAAGAGCCAACAGAAUGUUCGAAGAGUUCUACAUGCAAUGGCACGACGCCAGAAUGUCCAGAACCGGAGCCGAGAGACGAUCUCACUAAGUGUAAUAAUGGAACGCAGUUGUGUAGUAAGGGGGAAUGUACUGGUUCGAUCUGUUUGUUGUGGAAUAUGACCGAAUGCUUCCUAACAUCGCAAAUUAUUCCAAACAUCAACAAACGCAAACUGUGUGAAUUGGCUUGUCAAGAUGGCAACAACUCGAACACGUGUCGAAGUACCAGCGAAUUUGGACUGCAAGUCGGACUUCCCGAAGAAGGAAUUAGUCUUCGUCCCGGUUCGCCUUGCGACAACUUCCAGGGAUAUUGUGAUGUUUUCCUGAAAUGUCGGGCUGUCGACGCAGAAGGUCCGUUGGUGAAGCUGAAGAACCUUCUGUUCAACAAACAAACAUUGAUUACCAUCACUCAAUGGGUCAUGGAAAAUUGGUACUUUGUUGUGCUGCUUGGCAUCGCAUUCGUCAUUUUCAUGGGAAUGUUCAUUAAAUGCUGUGCUGUACACACACCCAGCUCAAAUCCGAAAUUGAAAAAACCGCGACGCAUCAGCGAAACGUUAAGACGACCGAUGCAUACGUUGCGAAGAAUGAGACACCACGGAAAUCGUGGUGCUGGACCACGAAGUAUACCACCGCCACCACAUGAACGCGGCGGACGAGUCGUUGAAGGUCGUGGUGCAGCGAGUGCAUCUGCUGCAACGCCGAGUGGACGAGAGCCGAGACGCCAACCGAGACCAUCAAGUAGUUCUAGGGGACCAACACAUCAUGGGUAUGGUGAGGGACGAGGAGCUCAAUAUUACCCACCGAAAGCCACCGCGCCACCAGCAAACUAUAGUCGACCACCAAAUAAUCCAGAGCUCUAUGCAGAUGCAUACGAUCUCCCGCAUUCUAGGCAACCAAACAAUAAAGUCUGACAGCCAAAAUCAAUUUCAAUUAUCGAAAAGACCGCAAACAUUUCCAACUACAACACAACAACAUCAUCACCAUCAUCAUCAUCAACAGCUGAAAAAGUGUACAACUCUGAUGGUAACAGCAGUGGUACAAAAGAGUUUUUUCAAUUUUCCAUUUUCAUGUUCUCGAAUUGUAAUUCUCAUUUCUUAUAAUUCGUAAAAUUGAUUUUAAUUAAUUAACUUAGCCGUGAGCGCCAAAAUGUGGUGUCAAAGAAUUUCAAUUCCAUUUUGAUUUUGAAAUAGUGAAAAUGAAAAUGAAUUUUCCAGAUUUUUUGUCCAUAAAUUUAUUUUAAGUUCGGUAUUUAAAUUAAGUCUGAUUUUGAAUGGAUGAGGAGCACAUUACAGUUCAGAUCACUCACAAGACACUUAACACAAAAAUAAGUCUGUGAUAGAUAAAUGAAACAAAACAAACAAAAUUAAUCGAGAAUGUAGGAGCAUUGAUGUCGGUUUUAAUUUUAUUUUGCAUUUAUUUUCGAGAUUGUUAUGGGUUUUUUGGGGUUCGACAUCAGGGCGUAUUUUUUGGAAUUUAUUUCUGGAUUUUUUUUUUGACAAAUUCCGACAAAAUUUCGAAAAGUUCCGACAAUUUUCCGUAAAGUUCCGUAAAAUUCCGACAAAAUUUCGAAAGGUUCAGACGAAGUUCCGGAAAGUUCCGAAAAAUUCAGACAAAAUUUCGAAAGGUUCCGACGAAGUUCAGUAAAGCUCCGAAAAAUUCCGACAAAACUUCGAAAAGUUACGACAAAGUUCCAAAAAAUCUGACAAAGUUCCGGAAAAAUUCCGACAAAAUUUCGAAAAGUUAUGGCAAAGUUUCGGAAAAAUUCCGACAAAUUUCGAAAAGUUACGACAAAGUUCCAAAAAAUUCUGACAAAGUUCCGACAAAAUUUCGAAAGGUUCCGGAAAGUUUCGAAAAAUUCAGACAACAUUUUGAAAGGUUCCUACAAAGUUCCGGAAAUCCCGAAAUUUGUUCAGAACUUUCCGUAAUUUUUCAGAAUUAAAUUUUCAAAAAAAAGCCCAAUUCGACAUACACCAAUAUUACGCUCAGUUUAAGAAGGUUGUUGCCACGCCACUCGCAGAGAAUUUUUUGUAUUUAAUUUUUAAAACACAAACAAAGGAAAUGAGGAACAUACAACCCGCCAUAGCAAAAAAAAAAUAAUCUCAUCUUCUCUCGGUGCCCUGAGAAGUUUAUUCAAACUUGCGAGAACUAAAUUUUAAAGAAUCUCGCCAUUAGUGCAAUAGGAACGUUUCUCGUGUUGUUUGUACUGACUUUAUUAAAUUUCUCUGUAACAAACCACUCAAAUCCGUUCAAACGCAAUGCUCCUAGCCUCAUACAGCCCUGUUAUAGACAUCAUAUAACUGCUUAAACUACAAACAACGUAAAUCAAACGACAGAAUUUGUCAUGCAUAUAAAAUUUGAGGAAAAAUGUUUACUCAAAAACGUGAAGUAAAGUUGAUCGGAGAAGCUUUACUUUAAGUUCUUGAUUCAAAUACUUGUGAAUGGGACAAAUAAUGGAAAAAAGGUCUUGUGUGGUUAUCGACCUCGGGGUCGACCUCGUAUCGCUUAACUUCACACAAAAAGUACAAUUUCCAUCAUGGUCUCAUUCAUAAGCAAUGUACUAAUUACUUGCCAAAUGUAUUCAACUGCCAAAACAACAAAAGAGUAAAACGAACAAAAAUAUCAAAAUUCUAAAACAGAAAUUACAAUCAUAAAGCAUCAAAACUUUACCCAAUACAGAAACACACUUCGGGAAAAUGAAGUUUAAAAAGAACCGAAUUACUAUGUGAAUAGGGACGUUGAACUUGAAAAUACAAUUUGCUUUGCAAUUUUUAUGUAACAGUUGACGUCAAAGGAAACCGCUUUCCCAUACGCACCUCAUUGAAAUAUUGCAUUGUUCGCUUGGAAAUCAAUUUGAAAACACCCAAGUUAAUAUGAUAUGACGUCAUAUCAAGUUUCUUUUGGUUGACGUCAUUAAAAACAUGUUAAAGAUCAAAAUAUUGCUUAGAUGCAAUGUCCUUAUUGAAGAGUUCAAUAAUUUAUAAAUUUCUCGCUCACUGAAAGCCGAAAAUCUCAACAAAACGAAGGCUUCGCAUAUACCAAGUAUGUAAAGCAGGUUUUACUUAUUUCAUUUACAUACUUUUGCUUUCCCUAGGUGUUCGAAAGUGGCUUAUUACAGGCCUACUGGCCUACGGAUGAAAAUUAAAUCAAAAGUAAGCUCAAAAUCAUGUAAAAUCCAUUACAUAGCUCGGGUUUAAAAUGGAAUGUCUCGUUGUGGUAGGUUUAUCGGCUUCGCCUCGGAUCACACAAAAACUCUACUUUUCAUUGAUUGUUAUGUAGUCAUUUACGUAACUAUUCGUUGAAAAGGUCACUUUGCCGUUGCAAAUAGUAUUUUUGGUUACGAGUUAUGAAAUGUAGAAUUAAUCGUAAGAUCUUUCUAACGGUAACGAGGCGAGGUCGAGAAACAUGAAAUAUCCUUUACAGUUCUUGUAACAUAUAAACUGUUACUUUAAACGAGUACUAAAGAAAAAUGGGAUAAUAAUCAAACGUUUGCGUUACAUGUGUAACAGUUAGGGAUGUGAUUUUGAUUCAGUUACGAAUAAUAAGCAUUUUUUUCGCUGUUUGGUAUUUCAGUCUUAUUUCGGGCGUCAAAUGCUCAAAAUGUCCAAAUGGAAAAGGCGGAACUGGUGGUCCCUCUUUGUCAUUUCUUGAUGACGUGUCAGUAAAGGCAAUUUCCUCUCUUAGAGAAAAACAAAAUGAAAAUGACAGUUGGUUCAAUCUAAAAAAACAUUUGACACUUUUUUAAGAGUUUUAAAAGUCAUCGUUCACAGUCUCAAUAAAGUGGUUCCAGGUCUAUGAUAUUUU